AUGUCAUCCAAACCAGAGGUUGACUACACGCUCUACUUAGUCACUGACUCUACACCCGCUAUCCUGGGAAACAAGGACAUUGUUCAGGUAGUCGAACAGGCCAUCAAGGGAGGUGUGACCCUCGUGCAAUACCGAGAUAAACAUGCCGACACCGGUGUCAUGAUCGAGACGGCUGCAAGGCUCCAUACUGUCACCAAGAAACACAACAUUCCACUUCUGAUCAAUGACCGUCUAGAUGUCUGUCAAGCCAUAGGCGCUGAAGGCGCUCACAUUGGCCAGGAUGAUAUCUCCUACCUCGAAGCAAGGAGGAUCCUAGGGCCCAACGCUAUUAUCGGGGUCACUGCGUCGUCAAUACAGGAGGCCGACAACGCCAUCCGGGAGGGUGCUGACUAUCUGGGCAUUGGAACAACCUUUGCCACCCCGACCAAGCAAGACACCAAAUCAAUUAUUGGCACCAAGGGGCUGCAGGAGAUCCUGGGAGCCACCAUGACGGGGACUGAGCACCCCAUACCGUGUGUGGCCAUCGGCAGCAUCAACGCCACCAAUGUCCAGCGUGUCCUGCAUCAAUCCGCUCAUGGCACCAACCGCCUCAACGGCGUAGCCAUUGUGAGUGCCAUUAUGGCGUCUCCGAAUCCUCAAGCCUCCGCCAGUGAACUCCUCUCACUCAUCAAAACAACCCCUGAGAAGUACUACGCUGCCGUCCCACCGGGCAUCAUCGCGAUCACCACCGCCUCCGAACUUCUAACACAAAUCCCAACUAUCAUUAAAACCCAUGUAACCUCUUCGCCCCUAAGCCACAACAUGACCAAUACCGUGGUGCAAAACUUUGCAGCCAACGUGAGCAUUGCGACGGGGGGUUCGCCCAUCAUGUCGGAGAGUGGGCCAGAAGCACCAGACCUGGCCCGGCUCGGCGGUGGACUCGUGAUCAAUAUGGGCACAGCGACGCCAGAAAAGCUGGCGACAUUUGCCGCGGGCCUCAAGGCAUACAACGCCGUUGGCUCGCCGGUCCUGCUGGAUCCUGUAGGUGGAGGCGCCACCGCCCUCCGCCGUGAGUCCAUCAAGAAUCUCCUGGCCGCGGGCUUCUUCUCCAUUAUCAAGGGCAACGAGGGUGAGAUUGGUGCCGUGGUCUCUGCUGGAGCAUUUACGAGUCAGCUAGCACUCUCUCAGCGCGAGCAACAACAGCGAGGUGUUGAUUCCGGGCCCUCGACACUCACUCGUGAUGAGAAGAUCCAGCGCGUCAAGUCGCUCGCUCAACGUGAGCAUUGCAUCGUUUUGAUGACGGGUGCGACGGACUAUCUAUCGGACGGAGUGCGGACUGCAACGGUGUCAAAUGGGUCGCACUUCUUGGGCAAAAUCACCGGCGCAGGAUGUGCACUCGGCUCUGUGAUUGUGAGCUAUGCCGCCAUUUAUCCACAGGAUAGGUUCCUUGCCACGCUGGCUGCUUUGUUGCACUAUGAGCUUGCCGCCGAGAAUGCGGAGGCGAGGGCUGAUCUAGUCAGAGGCCCGGGCAGUUUUAUCCCAGCAUUCCUAGAUGAACUGUAUUUGUUUGGCGAGGAGGUUAAAGUGGGAAAAGGGUUGGCGGCCAAAGGGUUGCUGGAAGGGAGAGCCAAGGUCGAGCUUGUUUGA
Messenger RNA from Exophiala aquamarina CBS 119918, 1626 nucleotides. RefSeq lists its product as uncharacterized. Gene Ontology annotation, molecular function: hydroxyethylthiazole kinase activity; magnesium ion binding; ATP binding. Gene Ontology annotation, biological process: thiamine biosynthetic process. The transcript has a single exon. Gene Ontology annotation, cellular component: cytoplasm. Bases 1 to 1626 code for a protein of 541 amino acids. NCBI's taxonomy places the organism in Eukaryota, Fungi, Ascomycota, Eurotiomycetes, Chaetothyriales, Herpotrichiellaceae. The record is from RefSeq and is a predicted model, not a curated record.